AUGUCCACGAUGAGUCCAAAUUUUCUGACUGGCUCGUGUCUUUGCAAAAAUAUCACAUAUCGCAUUGAUUUGCCCAAAUCUGAGCCAUACCCCAAUCCGUACCACCAGCUUGUCAUCUGCCACUGCAUCAAUUGCAAACGAUAUACCGGCUCCGGAUUCUCCACUAAUAUUGUCGUGUCUCAGUCGAGUUUCACGUACACGAGUGGACAACCUAAGCUGUUUCUCGAUCGCAGUGAUAAUGGCAACCAUGUACGCCGUGAGUUCUGUCCCGAUUGCGGUACGCCAUUCACAUCGCAGUCAAGCACUGGCGAUGAUGUUGCUGUAAAGUCGGGGACUUUGGACGAGCAGUGCCGACUUCAGUGUGCAAACCUGACGACUGAGAUCUACUAUCAUCGGAAAGACGCCUGGGUGGACGAGAUCGGAAACGAUAAGGUGCAGAAGCUUAACGGCAGCAUGGGCAAUUCGUAA
Molecule: messenger RNA, 468 nt
Organism: Penicillium macrosclerotiorum
Lineage: Eukaryota; Fungi; Ascomycota; Eurotiomycetes; Eurotiales; Aspergillaceae
Product: GFA family protein
Exons: 2
Coding region: 1-468 (155 amino acids)
Molecular function (GO): carbon-sulfur lyase activity
Source: RefSeq, a predicted model, not a curated record